Molecule: messenger RNA, 759 nt
Organism: Nestor notabilis (Kea)
Lineage: Eukaryota; Metazoa; Chordata; Aves; Psittaciformes; Psittacidae
Gene: FOXL2
Product: forkhead box L2
Exons: 3
Coding region: 1-759 (252 amino acids)
Biological process (GO): anatomical structure morphogenesis; cell differentiation; regulation of transcription by RNA polymerase II
Molecular function (GO): RNA polymerase II cis-regulatory region sequence-specific DNA binding; DNA-binding transcription factor activity, RNA polymerase II-specific
Source: RefSeq, a predicted model, not a curated record
AUGUUUGACAACACACAGUACCCCUAUAACUGCUUUAAUUAUGAUGGGGAUGAUUAUCCUACCUGUAGUUCUGAUGAAGAGAAAAAAUUCACCAGACCAGCAUACAGCUACAUUGCCUUAAUUGCAAUGGCCAUCCAGCAAAGUCCUUCAAAUAAAGUCACCCUCUCUGGCAUUUAUGACUUUAUAAUGAAGAAAUUUCCUUACUACAGAUCAAAUCAAAGAGCCUGGCAGAACUCCAUCCGACAUAACUUAUCGCUUAACAGUUGUUUUGUAAAGGUUCCCAGAACAGAAGGGAAUGAGAAGGGCAAAGGAAACUAUUGGAGCUUUGCGACGGGAUGUGAAUCCAUGCUGGAUCUCUUUGAAAAUGGGAAUUACAGGAGAAGACGGAGGAGGAGGAACGUGAAAAGGGAACAUAAGGAACAGAGACCAAGCAGAGGGAAAAGUCCCUCAUCACCCGAUACAUCUUCUAUGGACUCUUCUUUAAACAACAUUUCCUCUUCUGGAAGUAAACAUGGAAGAAUUGAAUCUGGCCCAAGACUGCUGGAGCCUCGUGGGUUUGCUCCAAACAGCAUGACCAACAGGCAGAGCCUAAGCAAUUCCUCCUUGGCAAAAUCGGAUUCUGAGAUUAAAUUCAGCAUUGAUUACAUCCUUUCAGCCCCCGACCCUUUGCCUGUCCUGAGAUCUCAAUAUAAUAUGCAAGAAAAUAAAUAUCAUCUACUGGAGGCCCAGCAAAUUAAUCUCCAGUUCUGGACAAUGUGA